AUGGGAGUCGGAGGCAAACCGAAGAGAGUCCGAGAUGAUGUCGUCGAAGUGGAUGUGGAUGCUAUCGACAUACCCGAUGGUCGAUGGCGUGUCGUCACAGAGCAUGUCCCAGAACGUCGCUUCAUGAUUGCCAGAUUCGCAACGAAUACGGAAAUUGCGGAAGCAAGAAAAGCCCUUGCUAACAAUAGCGAAGAUGACGUCAGUAGGAAACGAAAAAAGGAGAUGGAUGACCAGGGUUUUACAUAUUCGUGGUCAACGGAACAAAAAGUUCGACCUGGUCUGAAUGUGUUUGAUGAGAAAGGUAACGAACUCGAAUGGGACUAUGAACAUGACACGAGGUUCUUCGAUGAUCCUAACGUCAGUCCCCAGAAAGAUGAGGUUAAGUCGACCGAGGUUGAAUCAGGAGCUCCUCAGGCCAAAGUUGUUAGAGGGCGAGGAGCCAAGAAGGGAUCAUUUCUCUUUAAUGGUGAGGGUCAUACGCUUGCCUCAGAUGAUAUAGAUGAGACUUCUAUGAAGCGUAGACGUAUUGCAAGUCGGUUAACGAUACGCGACGAUGAGGACGAUGAAGAAGAUGACGAAGAAGACGACGUCUGGAAAAGAAAACCAAGCUCUCCGACACCACAACCAUGGGAUAGGCCCAAGGGUCGACUUGCUAAUCGAGUUACAAGGAUAUAA
This is a messenger RNA of Haemonchus placei, 675 nucleotides long. The record is from the annotation of a GenBank genome assembly. Lineage: Eukaryota; Metazoa; Nematoda; Chromadorea; Rhabditida; Trichostrongylidae.